Molecule: messenger RNA, 4303 nt
Organism: Mytilus californianus (California mussel)
Lineage: Eukaryota; Metazoa; Mollusca; Bivalvia; Mytilida; Mytilidae
Exons: 8
Coding region: 166-1464 (432 amino acids)
Source: RefSeq, a predicted model, not a curated record
CAGGGGCUUGUAUCAUAUAUGUUUGGGUCGGAAAUAUGUUACAGUCGUCUGGAAUCUGCGGCACUUUACAAUCAAACAAUGUGACGUACAUCAAUCACCUUUGCAUGGCGUCAUAAAUUUUCUAUCGUGGCAUUAACAUUUUAUGGAAUCGUCUGUGAUCACAAAAUGACAGGCCGUGUGAUAAUUGUGACAGGAGCCAACACAGGUAUUGGUUAUGCUGCAGCACAGAACCUUUGUGAGGGUGGUAAUGAUGUCAUACUAGCCUGUAGGAAUGAAGAGAAAGGGAAGGCAGCAGUAGAACAAAUACUAAAGAAACAUCCUAAUGCCUUGGCAACAUUUAUGCAGCUGGACUUGGCUGACAUGGUAUCCAUUAGGAAGUUCGUAGAGGAUUUUCAUGAAACUGGGAAGAAAUUAAAUGCUCUGAUCAAUAAUGCUGGAGUGUACAUGCUACAGAAACAAUGGACAAAAGAUAACUUUGAGAUGACUGUUGGUACAAAUCAUCUGGGGCCGUUUUUACUGACCAAUCUGUUGCUGGAUGAUCUAAAGAAAACAGCCAGUGAAGCAGGAGAAGCUAGGAUAGUCAAUGUCACUUCUUCUCUCCAUGACAGAGCAUUAAAAAUCAGGAAAGCACCUGAGAUGUUGUCCACUGAAGACUUUUUCCUUGACAAGGAAGGGGCUUAUACUCCUGAGCAAAGUUACAGAAAUUCCAAACUUUGUAAUGUCUUGAUGACACAAAGUCUGUCUAAACAGCUGGAUGGCACUGGGGUCACCUGUAACUGUGUCUGUCCAGGAAUGGUGAAGGACUCAGAACUGAUGAGACAAGCUGGGGCUGUUAAAAGGUUCUUCCUGAAGUAUUUUGCGAACACUUUAAUGAAGUUGAGAAUAAGAUCUAUACCAGCUCAUUCCUUGGAGGAAGGUGGCAGAUGUUUGGUAGAUUUGGCUAUCAGCGAAGAACAAAAAGGUGUUACUGGGAAGUUUUUCAGUAAUUUUGAAGAGAAGAAGUCUUCAGAUGACUCUUUGGAUGAGGAAUUACAGAAGAAUGUAUAUGAGUUGAGUGCACGUUACUGUCACCUUGAGGGUUAUGAACCUCUUGAUGCCCCUGCUCCACCACCCCCAGAGGAGAAACCUAAGAGUAAAAGAAAGUCCAAGAAGGGCAAAGCAGCUGAUGAGACAGAGAUUGAGGACAAAGGUGAAGAAAAGAAGGAUGGAGAAGAGAAAAAAGAUACAUUAAACACAUCAGAUGGUAUACAGUAUGCUGAUGCUGAUACUUCUAAAGUAGAAGAAGGAAAGAAAGCUUUAGAAGAGAAAACUGGAGAGAAGGUUGAAACCACAGAAGAUGAACCAAAAGUUGAUGAAAAAGGAGAUGCUGACAAACCUAAAGAACUUGAACCAGAAGAUAAAGAAAUAAAAAAAACAGAUGAUUCUGCUGUCAUAGAGACCCAGGCAGAGGUUACUGCACAGUAAGACUCUUGUUGCCAUAGUUACGGUUACCAGUGCUAAGGCAGUGUUACUAUGUUGUUACUGACAUAUACAAUGCAAUUUAUGUUUUGUGCCACUGCUGUGACUUAGUAAUAUUAUCUAUUGAAUAAUAUGUAGUCAUUUUAAAUUGUCAUUUUAUUAUGCUGUUCACUUUUAGUAUGUCUUAGGUUUACAUAUAAAAGAACUAUAGAUGGUUGCUAACCUUUCACAAGUUAUAAAAGGGGGGUAAUAAAUGGUUUUUAAGAGAGAGAAAAGAGAAGGUAUGAAUUUGGGAUGUGUUUGACAUUGUUUUCUGGUUUUUUAUUCAUUCCAAUGCUCUUACUUUGCAAAUAAUUGAAAGAUGACAUUAAGAUGUAUUCAUUUUGUGCAUGCAUUGUCAUGUUAACAAGAUAUAUAAGACAACAACAGUUUUCAACAUGAAUCAUUACAGUUGAUGCCAGUUUAGGUAAAACAGGGACAUUUAAAUGCAAAAUGUACCUUCUCCCUAAUUAUGGUAAAGAACAACUAAUGACCAGUAUCUGAUUAUCACUAUUCUAUAUCAUGUAUAUAGACAUACUUUAAAAGGUAAAACAAAAACAGUAAGUGUUGCUUUUGGAAAGUUGUUUUUUUUGCUUUAUUAUUUUGUGUGCCAUUGUUGAUAUUUUGAAUUUAAAACAAAAAAUGUUUUUGAAAUAAGUCAUAAUUUUGAAUGACUGAAUCUUAACAUUAAACACUAUAGAUUUGUAAGUUGAUUUUUAAUUCACAGUCAAAGGCCUUUUAAGAAUGUAUUUCAAAAAAGGAAGAGACACUGGGUCAAAAUAGAUGGUUGACAUCUUUAGAAUUAAGGUGAUGUGCUAUGUUUAUAUACAAAUAUAGUCAAAACACAAUAAACAUGUAAUGAUUGAACAAAGAAUCAAAUAAUUAUUGAGUUGAAACAAACCUAAAUUUGGAUAAGUGCCUGGAAGCUAAGAAAAACAAGUUUUAUUUUUUUAUAUUAUAGAAUGAAAUAUUACUGAUGAAUAGGAGUAUGUAUCUCAUUUUUUUAUAUGGUAUUUUAUUUAUACAAAUUUAUUUUCUAAUGAAAUGCUGUUUUAUUCAGUUAUGUAUUAUUUUAAUGUGGCAUUAUGUUUAUGUAUAUGCAUAUUUUUUGUAUUUAUUCCCUUUACUUAACACAUUCAUGAACAGGGUAUAUUAAAUUAUUCAUCAUUUACCUCUAUAUAACAUCACCCCUUUAUCACUUCCAAACUUAUUAAUCUAAAUCUAGUUUGAAACAAAUUACUUUUUUUUUGCUGCUGAAUAGCGCUGGUUUUUGACAGUAGAGCUUUUUUGGCUGCUGAAUAGCGCUGGUUUUUGACAGGAGAGAUUUUUUGGCUGCUGAAUAGCGCUGGUUUUUGACAGUAGAGCUAUGGAGAAAAGGAAAGAGAAAUGUGCUUGGCUUUUGAGAUGCAAACGUUCUGUGUCAAGUUUAAUAAAAAAUUUGUUUGAAGAAAUUAUAUGAGUAGAUUAAAAAUUUAUGUUAGACAAAUAUUCUGUGCAAAUAAGAAUGGACUACAAGAACUAUUCCUUGCUUUUUAUCACCACCCACUCCAAAAAAAAAACCCAAAAAGUGUUUAACAUCUGAGUUAUACCAGUUAUUCAUAUAAAUGACAAACAUAUUAUCAGAUAAAAUUGCUUUUUAUUGGCAUUAUCAUUUUUAUCAUCUUUUAUACACCUUACAUUUCAUUAAACCAAUCAAAUUAUUUUAUUAUUAUUGUAUACUAUAUUUUUUUAUAUAACAAGUGUUCAAUUUAUUUUAAUUUACGCAUAAUUUUAUUAAAGGUGCUAAAUACAACCAUUUUACUGUAUCUAAAACAUAUUUUGUUUAUUGUAAACUAUUUUAUGGUGUUUUGCAAUAUUUAAGUUUUAUACACAAAAAGUCCUGUUUUCAUCGUAUUGUUCAAUUCUAUAAAUUUCUUGCCCAUUAUAAUUAAAAUUGUAUCAAAUUUAGUUGCAAUAUAUAAGCUAAUGUGUUCUCUCUAUGUUAAAUUUGUAUUCUAGUCAGUGAAAGCAGUCAAACAAGAGUCAAUUUGAUUUAGUUACCAACACUUUCCUAUACAAUAACAUUUAUCUAUAAAGUACUCCAUUUAUAAUUGAUAGAAAUUAAAUUCAUGGUAAUAUUUUAUCUAGGUCAAUAAAAACAUGGUUGCUUUUAGUAUUAUAAAGAGUUAUAAACAUCAAUAUUCUGAUGUAUUUUGCAUUUUUUUUGUACUGCAAUCAAUUUUGUUAUACUAUAUGCCAGUAUUUUGUAUACCAUGCUAGCAUUUAAGUUUUGUAUAGGGCUUUUAUUUAUUGUUCUGUAUAAUGUAUACAAUUUGAUGCCAUAUAAUGGAUCUGCUUUUGUAAUAUUGUAGUCUGUAUUAGGAAGAAAACAUGACAUAGGAGGAGUAAAGAUAUAAGUGUAUUAUAAAGACACUGUUUACUUGAUAUCAAUCAGGAAAUUAAAUUCUAAAUAGAAUAAAAAGUAAGAGAAAUAUGGAAUUGUAGUACUGUAAAACAAGUUGAAAUUUGAGGUUUUGACUUUCAUACAUUUCUCCCUCAUGUUGUGAUUUGUAUGUAAGAACUGUCUACCUGCCACAAACAGUGAUUAUUUCUACAUUAUUGGAUAGAAGAGUUGAUUUUAGUACUGCAUGAAAUAUUUCUAAGUAUGUUUUUAACUGACAGGUUGUAUAUAAUGCUAGGACAAGUAUUAUUGAGAAGGUUGUAGAAAGUGUUCACAUUGAUAGAUGAUACACAUCAAUAUGUAGGACAUGUUAAAGGGAUGUAUCAGUGUUCUUUUGUAAAGUGACAAUAAAAUGUUUUAAACCUU